Oryzias melastigma (Indian medaka) is the source of this 6348-nucleotide messenger RNA. It is a transcript of the gene amer1, whose product is annotated as APC membrane recruitment protein 1. Bases 1746 to 4688 code for a protein of 980 amino acids. NCBI's taxonomy places the organism in Eukaryota, Metazoa, Chordata, Actinopteri, Beloniformes, Adrianichthyidae. Gene Ontology annotation, biological process: regulation of canonical Wnt signaling pathway. The record is from RefSeq and is a predicted model, not a curated record. Gene Ontology annotation, molecular function: beta-catenin binding; phosphatidylinositol-4,5-bisphosphate binding. The transcript is spliced from 4 exons. Gene Ontology annotation, cellular component: plasma membrane.
AGCAAGCACAGAGGGAUAAACGAAGGGGAAGGGCUAAGGGAGAGGGAGAAGGGGAGUAUUCGGAUCGGGCCAAGUAGUGCUGUAUGGAGGAGUUAAUUUUGUUGAGCGUUUCCCCUGCGCAUGCGUGCUGUAGACCGCUAGCGUGUCGAUUGCGCCAUGCUUCAUCCAGCAACUCCUCCUUUUCUCGUUUUGCUCUUAGGACAUGGCGUAUACAGUGUUUCCCCUCAUUCCCGGUGGUUAGGGGCCAGACAGGUCCAUGGUGUAAUAUGACAAAGGGAUUUGUGGGUAGAAAGGCGACUAAAAAUGGCUCUUCGGACUCGAGACGAGCUCCCUUAUUGCAUAAUGGCUACACCGCAUGACUGACAACCGAACCCGGAAAACCGGCUGUAUUGGUGGCAGCGAGUGGAGUUUUUUUUUAUUUUUUUCUUUUGGAGCUAGCUAAUCGCUAUGUGGUUCCCGGACGAGGACCGACCGAAACCCACGGCCCAGACAUCUCGAGGCCACCGCGGGAAUGGGGAGAGGCCUGCAAUGAGGAGUUGGCGCGCAUUUUCUGCUGUGGGACAGUCAUCCGGAUUGGACCAAAGUGGACUAUAACUCAGCGAAUGACAAACUUGGCGCGGCUUUCGGACAGAGGCAGACGCUGGAGCGCUUCAGGACCAAAAUGCAAGAUCUACUCUUUUAAUUUCUUCAUGUAAUUAAUUCCAGAGAUUUACAGAUCUAGUGUUGGUUGAGCUUUUGUAUUCUUGGAAGUUGAGAUUGUUUUUAAAUAUUGCUAAAGUUCUAUUUAAAAAAAACAACCACAUUUUUGUUAAUUACUUUACUUUUAUGGAUGUGAAAUUUGGCCAUGAAUAAAAACAUGUUAAUACAAAAGAAAGCAUCAUGAUCUUUGAACCUGAAGUUAUGGAAACCAAAAGUAACAUCUCUGCAAUACGGUUGAAAAUCGAGCAAGUAAUGAAUAUGUGGAUGUUUUUGCAAAUCUUAAACGUAGAUUCACACAACCAAAAAAAAAAUGAGUUGUAUCAGGUUCCCUCUGACAAAAGCUUGUGUUUAAAUCGUGUUUAAAUUUAGACAGAUAAUGUUUUGCAGGGUAAAACUUGUAUAUUAACUUAAAUGAAAUGUCUUUGACUUUGCUAAAAAGAAUCUAUGUGGUAAUGUCCAAAUUUCUUUCCAUUCAAGGUGUUCUACAAAACCUUAUAGCUACAUAAUCUUAUAAAAUAAGCAUAUAUUUAUUUGUUCAGGAAACAAAUAUCACAAAUGAACACUAUAAUAUACUAUUCCUUCACGUUUCCUUAGAAAGGCUGUGAGCUGGAGCUGAUUCUGAUGUCAGAGACCCAAGCUGCACACCACAUCAACAACGGUGAAAGACAGAUGCAGAACCUGAUGAUGGAGACCCUCAUCCACUGAGGUUCAACCCCAGACGCAUCCCAGGUGCAAUAUGAGCUUCAGAAAAUUUGACACAUGGGCAGGCAGGGCGGGACCUGAAUCAACUAUCUUCUGUCGACCGCCCCACCUCUGCACCACGGCGGCUCGCCUAAGACCUACACGGUCAAAACAAAACACACUGGGACAUGGUUGCUGCUUAUAUCUGCUGUGCUGAAGACCACGGAAACUGGAACGAUGGCACCUCAGAAGUCAUGACUUGGGACUGAUGGGGAGGAGCUCGGUGUGGUCCCACCCUCUGCUGACUUUUAAACCUCGUCUGUGAUGACUUCUGUUCCGCAUUUGUCUUUCUAAAAGUGGUAGUCAUGGCUCACUGCAAGGUAGAGGAGCAGCAUCAAGACCCCAAAGAUGUUCCUGCGGUCGCUGAUGUGCGCCCUCGACGUCUCGUCUCAGAAGACGUUCAGUCAGAUCCGACAAAUGCAACAGUCAAAUCCCAGAAAACCGGGAAAUUCAGGAAGACCGCUUUGACGUUUUUUGGAGUUCGUAAAGGUAUCUGUAUUUUGCCGAGUUUUUUUGGGGGCCGUAGUAAAAAUCAAAGCAAAUGGUCAUCAAAGAAAGGAAUUAGCAAAAGCAAAACCCACGACGGGUUAAGUAACAUCAGCCACACAGACCAUCUGGGAAAUGUGUGCUCCUCGGCUGAGGCUUUUGAGUACCACAGUGCAGAGCUCCAAAGCAGCUGUCACAACGAAUGUAGUCACUCCGCUGAUCAGCAGAAAUCACUGACACUCGGUCGACACAGAAGGGGUUUGAGAAGUCUCUUUCAGAGUUUUAAGCAAAGCAGAGGUCAGAGAAAUGCUGGCAUGGAUACAACAGAAAUGAUUGCAAUAUCCUUUCCUCAGUCUGGGGGAAAGGUGGCCGCUGUCCAGGACAGCCGGCCUGUCACUGAGUGCCUGGGAUCUGAACCUGAUGUGCCUGAUUUCACAGAUGCCAUGAUAUGUGGCAUUCCCAUUGGUCCUGAAUGUAGCAAUGCAGAUGUAAUGCAAUUAGAGAACAGUGCAGAGAAAGAAAGACCAAAGUCUGAGCUGGGUGGUCCGCAGCAUGAUGACCUGCUGGAGGAAGCUGCUGCGGCAGCUGGAGCUUCCACUGAUCACGAAGAGACCCUGGUAGAUUCUAGUGCACCGUGUGUGGAGCCUCAGACGAGGCCUGCAUUGAAGUCGAAAACUCCUCAAGGCUCCUCGGAUGGACUCGACCUGCUGUUUGACGAUGUGGCGUCGUUGAAGAGCUUUGAUUCGCUGACUGGCUGUGGGGACAUCACUGCAGAUCAGGAAGACGACAGCAUCACAGACAGCACUGUUUCUGGAGAGAGGAGCAGAAACGGAGGGAAGAGGGCUUCCUGUUACCUUACUUACCAAGGCGGUGGGGAAGAAAUGGCCUCGCCUGAGGAUUUCGAUGAGACGUGCCUUCAGGAGUUUUGGGGAAACGAUGAUGAAAUCUGCUGCGCUUGUGAUCCAGACCAGACAGACACAAAUGAGCUGACUAGUUCUCACAAUUUGGGCUCAUUGAACAGUAACAGUGCUCAGCAGGCUGUCGGUAUAGUCGUUUCCUCCACUGCCGAUGCCCUAACUCCUCAAAGUGAACAUCAGGAGUCAUUUCCAAAUAGCGAUGAGGGUUACUAUGACUCAACGACCCCUGGACCACAGGAAGGACAGGAAGAAGAUAACGGGUUAAGAGCAGGCAGAUUACCCAGGGACAGUUACAGCGGAGAUGCCCUCUAUGAACUUUUUGCGCCUGAUGAGAGUCUGAUCAGUCCUCAUUACGAGAACAAAUCUCAUCCCAAUUCCAAAUCGAGCACCUUUGUGUCUGAGCCAGGGGACGAGACGGAUGCUGCCUUUGUUCCCGAGAUGAAUCGCUUACGAAUAGGUGCUGAACUAUACGAAGAGAGUUUUCUAGAGAGUCCGGGCAUGUGCAGUAAGUCCUUGGAGUUGACGCAAAAUGUUGAAAGCCAACAGGAAAUCAGAGUGAAAAAAAACACUAAUUCCAAACAACAAACGUCACUAAACAUGAAAGAUGCUGCACCGGACAUUUUUGAUGAAACUGGAAAAGUGCUCACUUCCAAUGAAAAGAGAAUAUCCACAAACGCUGAUUGCAGCGUAGCAUUCGGGAGCUCAACUCAUCCAGACUAUGAAACCUUUUGCGGACCUAAAGAGGAGCAUCUUGAAGAAAACAAACCUGUGGCUUUACCGUACAUAAACAAGAGUUCCCCAGCUGAAGAGUGCACCGCCUUCCUGGACGACGGGCAGACGGUGUGUUUCUCACAAGCACUUGAAGAUUACAACAAACACACUCAAAUGCUCAGCAACAGUGCGGACGAUUUGGACACGAGUUCUGCUUUCACUCCAAACAUGGAGGCCUUACCCCCCAUAGUGACGUUCGACGUGGUGGAUAUGCACAAUGAGGGUGAAUAUGAUGAGCAGAUGCGCAUGGACCUAGAGGAGGACAUCUCCUCACCCUAUCAGGAGUUUGAGGAAAGCUACCUUCAAAAAGAUGGGUUUGCUGAGUGUGAUUAUCAGAUGUUUGAUCUGUAUGAUCACAGUCUGAUCAGCAAUGCGUGGGCCGUUGCCAGUCUCCCCCGGCAACAUAUAGGAAUCUGCCAGUCCAUGCCUCACCCAUUAACCCAUGAUAAGAGAAGCAGAUCUCUGGACACUGAAGGUCCUAAUGUAUGCACAGAAUCCAGGGCGGCUGUUGCUUAUUCCUCUCGACUGGAAAAGGAUUCAAGCUCUUUACCGUACUACAAAAAGAAUACAGUUGUGUCGGCCUCAGAAGCUGGAAACGGUAAUGGAAUAAUGUCUUCGUCGUGGCAUCCCCGGACAGAUGAAGACGUCACUGGAAAAGCCCCAAGUGCGAGUUCUCAUCACUCCUCCAGUGGGGACUUUUUUGACGUCAAGCCGCAUCAUCUUUGCACUACUGUGUCUGACGACACUAGCUGUGAUUUCAUUUCGCACAAUUCAGAUUCAAACGGCAGACAGCGUCACUUCGCUCUGCUGUCAGACUCCUGUGGACCUCAGGGCACCCUGGUUUACGCUGGAAUGACAGAGCAGGAUCAUGGGGAUCGUGUUUUCUGUAACCCUGCUGCCAAUUUGAAACCCUUCAACCAGAGCAGCAAAGGCAGAGCAGAAGGUGGCAGCCUUCCUCAGAGUCCUCCAAAGGGAGCUUUGUCUAAAGAUAAAACGUCCGUCCUCAGCGAAACAUCAAACGAUGGGGUGUUCCCUGUGGCUUGCAGCAAGCUUCCUGAGCUCGCUCUUAACUGAAAGAAUCUGCCACACAGUUUGGAUGAGAAAUGCCAGCAAUCACUUUUUAUAUUUGUCCAAAGGAAAAAAAAAAGUUUGCACACUCGCAUGUAUGGAGGAGCUGUCCACUCUGACAGGAAGCGGAGUUGAACCGCUUGAAUAAACUGACAAGUGAUGUCCAGAACAUCCGGUUUUCUGCAUUUGUGCUGUACCAGUCUCCAUGCACAGAGGGCUCAUAGAUGUAGAUGAAAAUAAUUUAAAGGAGCAGCUGUUUCAUUUUCCAUUAAAGUUCGUAACCAUUAAGCUACUGAAUUUUACAAGAAUGUUUUAACCCACCUGUAGCCUUGGCAUUGAGGUCUCUGCACCGAUGCCACACUCGCUUGUGAGGGUAAUCAUCAGCCUGGCUUCAGCUGUACAACCCUGCUGCGCCUGUUGCCUUUUGAACAUAUGAAUGCUUUGCUUUUAAUGUCAGCUUGUGUUUGUUUUUACUGCAUCUCAAAGCUAUGAGUCCACAGAAGCAUCCCAUAUAAUUCCAGGUGUUUGAAUUUUCUUUACCUGAUUUUAAAAACAUUUCAGACAAAAGAUGCUCUGACGGGUAACUGUGCAUUUUCAAUGUCAAACAACAAAAUAGGCCUAAUAUGCGGAAUAAAGUUUAAAUAAUUGAUCCCUGCCUGUAAAUUCACCACCAGGUCUUCACUUGUGUUUUCAUCUGUGGCUCGCUUCCUCUGUCAGCAAUUCCAGACACAUUUGUGUCUGACAGAUCAACACACCACAGCUGGUUUGUGUUUCUCUUUCACUCAAGCAUAGUCGGUAAAGGAAGUGGACCUUUUUUAUUUCAAUCUUUUUCAGCUGGCAAUAAAAUCAACAAUAGGGAUAUGUAAUUUAACGGCACAAGAUUCAAUUUUUUAAAUCGGUUUUGAACAAUCAUUUGGCUCCUGUGGGUUCAGGUUUUAGAUGCAUUAAAACUAUUUUGGCUCUUUUAGUUCUUCUUUAUAGCUCUGCUUUUCCACUGAGUUCAUGGUAAAUAGCUGGAGAUGUAGGUAUAGGAUUUGUUUAUCAUUCACAAUGUCAACUCCAAUAUUCAUUUUACAUUUUGACAGUUUUUCAGGGGAGCUCAGACUCAUUAGCAUGUUUUCUUUCUCACUAAAAUUCCCCUGUGUGGGAAAUAUUCAUGAAUUUUCUCAUAAGCAGUUAAACAUUGAAUCAUGAAGGAGAUCACAUGAUUAUGGACUGGGAUUGCUUUUUUUUUUAGCUCAGAAAAACAAUGCUUUUAUUUGUGUUGCGCUUGUUUCUUUGUUUUUGUUCUGGUUUUAAUUUGAAAUAGCUCCACCUCCUGGGAAGUAAGAAGGUUCAGAUGAAACUCUUGCUCUUCAAAACUGCAUUUCAGUAAAUGUGAGGGAUGAAUAAGUGGUUAAAUUUCAAAUCAAUUAAGAUAAGCUAUUUUUUCUUCUUUUAAAAUGGAGUGUUAUUUUUCUGUCUGUGUAAUAUUAGAAAAAUGUCUAACUGUCUUUAUAGCCCUAGUUUCUUAUUUCUUGUAUCAUGUACAGUUUGGCUGUUACAAAUGGCAAUAUUGUGUUUACGUUUUCUUAGUUCAAUUUUUAUUUUACUUUUGAACAUCUUUUGCUGUAUGUCUGAAUACAACACUGCCUUACAAGAGAAUAAACAUGAUAUCAAAGUUUUA